AUGUCAUUCCAACAACCGACUCGACCGACCCCAAAGGACAUCCUCCGAUAUCGCUACCAGCACGGGACCAAUCUAGGAAGUAUUUUCAUCUUGGAACAAUGGCUGUUCGGGAGCAUGUACGACGAAGGGGUGCCGGGGAGCAGUGAACUUGACGCCAUUAUUGCGUCCAUCAAUGCCCGUGGCCUCGAUGCAACUCGCCAGAAAUGGGAGACUCACUGGGCCAACGCCCUCACCGACACCGACCUCGACUGGCUGGCUACUUCUGCACACUGCAAUUCAAUUCGGCUGCCGAUCGGCUAUUUCACAUUGGGCCCAGCCUUUUGUGCCAACACAGCUUUCGCCAUGGCCCCCUCUCAGGUCUAUAUCAACGCAUGGUCCGCUGUGAAGCGCCUCGUCUGGCGGUGUUUCCAGCACGGCAUCGGUGUUUUGAUCGACCUUCACGGCGUUCCAGGCGGUGCCAAUCAUGAAACCCAUUCUGGCACCAGCAGCGGGAAAGCCGAACUAUGGGGUAACCCGUUGAACCUUGAGCUUGCGACCCGGUGCCUGAUGUUCAUUGCGGAUGAGACGAUCCGAGACCCACAACUGGCGGGAGUGGUUGGACUGCAAGUCUGCAACGAAGCCAUCAUCGAUCCCCCGGGUAUGUAUGAGUGGUACAACGAUAUCAUACAACGUAUAUCUACCAUGGACGUUUCCUUCCCUAUCUAUAUCAGCGAUGGAUGGGAUUUGGGUCGCGCCGUGCGUUUCACUCGAGCAUACAACAAUCCAGAUAUGCCGCGUUGCCCGGUGAUUGUGGAUACGCACAAAUAUUGGACCUUCGAUGAAAAAGACACGUCGCGGUCUCCCUACGAGAUCAUCGAGCAAGUCAAGACAGAGCUGCAAGAACUCGAUCCGAGUCUUGUCGGGGACGUUUUCGCCCAUCAGGCUGCCGUGGCAGUCUUCGUCGGCGAGUACAGCCUUGCGUUGGCGCCACAGACAUGGAGCAAAGCUCCCGCUGAUCAAAAAGCUGAACUGAUGCGGCAGUUUGGUCAGGCUCAGAGUCAGCGGUGGCAGAGUAGAGCGUCUGGGUCGGCAUUCUGGACUUUCAAGAUGGAGUGGAUGCCUGGCUGGGAAUGGGGGUUCAAGGCAUCCACCGAUGAUGGACAGAUUGUAUGCCCCAAGCAGUUUACGUUGACCGUGGGAGAAAUCAAACACCGGCUUUCGCAAGCGGACGAGAGGAAGACCCAGCUCUCGCAUGAUGCACUCAACGGACAUACGGCGUACUGGACAAGCACGCAGCCCGGUGCCAACUUUGAGCAUUGGCGGUAUAGCGACGGCUGGAACCUCGGGUGGGCAGAUGCGCGGUCUUUCUUUGCUGCACGGGUGGAAGGCCAAAUUCCCUCUGCCUCCAACCCUGGUGCAGCUGCUGUCCUGACUGGUGGUGUGGGCCUGGAUGGUGCGAGUGCCAGCCACCCAGUUGUGCCUACAAGUAUGGAUGAGAAUGCUGUUAUUGGUGCAGACGUGAUCGGUGCAUUGGAUCUCUGGAUCCUCAAGCGUAUGCAGCAGGGAGGAAUUGCGAGCUCGCGGAUGUGUCCAUUUGGAUGGGAAUUCGAGCACGGCUUCCGCCGAGGCGUGAGUGAUUUUGGGGGCGUUGUCGGCGCAUGA
Fonsecaea nubica is the source of this 1641-nucleotide messenger RNA. RefSeq lists its product as hypothetical. Bases 1 to 1641 code for a protein of 546 amino acids. Gene Ontology annotation, biological process: glucan catabolic process. NCBI's taxonomy places the organism in Eukaryota, Fungi, Ascomycota, Eurotiomycetes, Chaetothyriales, Herpotrichiellaceae. The record is from RefSeq and is a predicted model, not a curated record. Gene Ontology annotation, molecular function: glucan endo-1,6-beta-glucosidase activity. The transcript has 2 exons. Gene Ontology annotation, cellular component: extracellular region; cell surface.